This is a messenger RNA of Aspergillus japonicus CBS 114.51, 1710 nucleotides long. RefSeq lists its product as uncharacterized. The record is from RefSeq and is a predicted model, not a curated record. The annotation marks the transcript as partial. The transcript has a single exon. NCBI's taxonomy places the organism in Eukaryota, Fungi, Ascomycota, Eurotiomycetes, Eurotiales, Aspergillaceae.
AAUGACCUCUGUGUGGAAGGCUGGGGCGAUGGGAACUUCCUGGGUCUCUGCGAGCAAGCGUGCUCGUGGGGGUACUGUCCGAUCACCGCCUGCGUGUGUUCGCAGCUUGGACCGGCGCCCACGGUGCCAGAGGACACGGGCGUUCAGGGCUACCCGAUCACCGGCGAAGAUGCCAGUUACAGCGGACUGUGCUCCUUCGAUUGCAACCACGGCUACUGCCCGAGCACGGCGUGCGGAACCGUGGAGGUGGCCCUCACCAUCCCCACAGUCUCGGACUUCGCGCCCCCGGCCUGCACCGCCGGCGAGGGCAGUGGCGACUUUGUCAAUCUGUGCGGCUUUGGCUGUGCCCACGGCUUCUGCCCGAUCCACGCCUGCAACUGCACCGCCACGGGCGCGUUGGACCUGUUCGCGGUGGUCAACGCCAGCGUCACCGCCCAUCUGACCUCCGGACUGGACGACUACGGGCUGUGUGAUUUUGCGUGUGAGCGAGACAGAUGCUACGACGAGUGCGAGCUGGGGGACGCCUGGUCGGCGGAGGACCAGCUCUCCUGCAUCGACGACGACCCGAGGAGCUGGUGCGAGGUCCAGUCGCCGUGCGACUACAACCUCACCAUCUCCACGAUGGCCGACCUCAACCUCCAGUCAGCCGAGAUAGCGGACGAAUGCAUCCCGUUCUACAUGCUCGAUGUGCUCGACAACAUGAUCGACGUGGUGGUGGCCAACUACACCGACAUCCUGGCCCACAACGACUACAACGAGACCCUGAAGUACUACAAGCGGUACGUGGAGAACAACAUCACGAGCUCCCUGGCCAGCGCGAUGGAAUGGGACCCGGCGGGGCCGGGCCUGGCGUACUUCGACUGCAUCAUCGAGGUCGAGGGCAAGAACGGGACGGCGGCGCCGUGCCCCAACAUGGCGGCCACGGACGGGCACGCGUCGUACAACGUCUACUUUGAGGCGCGCAACACCACCGCGUUCGAGCGGUGGCUGCUGGCGGACUACGGCAUCCAGCCGAGCUGGGUGCGGUACGACGGCCGCCACGCCGACUACAACAUCUGCGUGGGCCACCUGAACCCGGACUGCGUGGCGUGGACGGACAACCUCUACGGGCUGCCGCGGAAGGCGGCGCAGGUGAACAUCACGGACCCGCGCACCGUCGUGGCGCAGGCCCUGCCCCACCUGGACGGCCUGCGCGAGAACAUCCUGGCCGCGCAGCUGCAGACGCUCGUCGGCGCCUGGCCCGGCUUCAGCGACGACAUCGUGCAGAGUGUCUCGCUGGCCGUCGUGCUGCUCCUCCAGGCCGUCAGCUCCAUGCAGGAGGUCGUCACCGUCGGCAAGGAGGAGAAGGCCUGGGAGCACCGCGAGAUGAUCGAGGAGAUCCUCGGCGCCAUCUUCCUGGUCGUCCCCUUCCUGGGCGAGCUCGACGCCAUCAGCGACGCCCUGGCCGACGUCGCGGAGAUCGUCGCCGUCGUCGGCGACGCCGCCAUCGUCGCCGACAGCAUCUACGAGAUCGUCGACGACCCCGACAACAGCGUCAUGACCAUCCUGAAUACCCUCCUGCUGGUUGGGCAGCGCUCCGCCGACGAAUACGCGUCCAUGGCGGCCGCGCGGCGCGAUAUCUCCGACGAGACCAUCGAGGCCUUUGGCCCGGUCUUUCAGGAAAAGAACAUCCAGGUCGAGAAUAUGGUCAAGGACUGUGUGGCGGCAUAA